AUGUUUGUUCCGAUAUUUGUUGCUCUAGUAGCAGCGAUCACUGCCUACCUACGCCUAGUACCCACGGCGUUGAUUGACGAACCCUCUGUUACUCAAAUACGGGCUCUUCGAGAUUAUGUGGCCAACGACUUUGCCAUAGCUCAGCCGGUUACGGUCAAAUUUUACGACACUGGCUUCCGUUUUCCCGACCUAGUGGAGGCUACGCAGCGCCAGCUCGAUCACCACUUGAAGUCUCGUGGUAUUCCAUACAAAUAUCCGUUGGUCGACGAGCUUCCGAAAAGUAUACCCAGAUUCACUGGCAACAAGACGGUGACUAAAACAGCAGAGAUUUUUGUAUUGACGGAUGAUGACGGAUCGAUCGAGACCAUGCUGGCGCAACCUGCUGCUAGUACAGACCCAAUUGACGUUUCAAAACCUCCAGACCCGGAAUUCACCUUGGAUAUUGCCUUGGGCGGAAAUGUUGGAGUUUGGCUCGAUCUGUACAAAUUCAGAGCCAUGAUGACAUAUGAUUUGGAAGCUAUCCAUGCGAACGAUUUACCAUUUUACUUGGCUCAGACUAUCCUGGACCAUCUCUGUGAGAUUGACUUCAACGCACACAGCAGGCUUCUGCAUUUCGACUUUGAGCUGUAUACUCCAGAAAUAACACUUAAUAUUGUUGCUGCAGAAGACAGAGUUGAGAAGGAUUCCACCGUGCUCGAGGAUGCAUUAAUGGAGCUGAUUACCAAACAUCUAGACGCCAUACGCCCGCUCGUGAACAUCACAGCAAAAAUACACCCGAUCGACGUUACAAAAAACAAAAUUCCCAACAGCAUUAUGAAGAAUAAUACUGAGCAGCUCACAUUUAUUUAUCUGACAACACUUGAAGGGUUCUUGCUGCAAAUUGGAGGUGCACAUGUAUACCACCUUGCACGGGACAAACCCAAAGAAAUUGUUGGGGACACCUACGGGACAGAGUACCUCGAGGCUCAGAAGCUUAAUGAAAAUCCUCGCAUAAAUAUCACAGACUUUCUUUCCUCAAUGUUCAAUGUGGUCGAGACGCGGGUCGGACUUACAGAAAACUGUUCAAACAAACACCUCGAAGUAUACUUUACUGCCAAGGCAUUCACCAUAAGAGGACUUUAUCUUGCUUUGGACGCCAUAGCAGAGAACAAAACCGCAGAAAACCUUCAGCAUUUCAUUACCAUUUGUCAGCUCGUUGACACCAUUUUGACCGAAGAAAAACACGAUUGGGCUGAUCACCUAAAGCAUGUUUCUAAAAUUUAUAAGAGCAUAUCAUCAAAUGUAUAG
This is a messenger RNA of Candidozyma duobushaemuli, 1287 nucleotides long. RefSeq lists its product as uncharacterized. The coding region runs from base 1 to 1287 and encodes 428 amino acids. NCBI's taxonomy places the organism in Eukaryota, Fungi, Ascomycota, Pichiomycetes, Serinales, Metschnikowiaceae. The record is from RefSeq and is a predicted model, not a curated record. The transcript has a single exon.